UCCCUUCGUGUGAUACGUCUUACUAAACUUUUCAGUACUCAUCAGUCAUCACUAACUUGAUAAACAAAGUUAAAUCAAGAAAGGUGAUCAAUCAUCGGAAUAAUGGAAGAACUGCCAGGCUUCCGCUUUCACCCGACUGAAGAAGAGCUUCUUGAAUUUUACCUCAAAAAUAAGGUCCUCGGUAAAAAAUUGCGCUGUGAUGUAAUUGGUCUUCUCAACAUUUACAGUCAUGAUCCUUGGGACCUUCCAGGGCUGGCGACUAUUGGGGAGAGAGAAUGGUACUUUUUUGUGCCAAGAGAUAGAAAACAUAGCAGUGGAGGGAGGCCAAACAGGACUACACAAAAGGGAUUUUGGAAGGCAACUGGUUCCGAUAAAAAGAUUUUUGGUUCAUCACAUCCAAAGAAUUUAAUUGGCCUCAAGAAGACACUAGUUUUCUAUACUGGCAGAGCACCUCGAGGCUCUAAGACAGAUUGGGUCAUGAAUGAGUUUCGCUUGCCUGAUACUCUCUCAUCACCUCAGGACAUAGUGUUGUGCAAAAUAUACAGAAAAGCAACCUCUUUGAAGGUGUUAGAGCAGAGAGCUGCAAUUGAAGAGGAAAUGAAGACCACAAAACACGUACAUGGCUCUCCUAGUUCGAUAAGCCAUCCCCUGGACGCCAUGUCAUUUUGCAAUGAACAUCAUGAACUAAUGGCGGCGCCAAUAACUGAUCAGAGCCCCAAAUUCCUUAUGUCAAUCGCCAAGGAUGAAGUAGAAGACGAUAUCUUAUCAAUUACUGAGAACAACCAGUACCAAGUUUCAGUAAUGCCAAAAUUACUGAAUGGUAAAGAUAACCUGGCUGAUUUGCAAGUCCCCAAAUUCAGCAUGGACUUUAGUCAAGACCCUGUUUGGAUGCAGCUGCGUAGUCCUUGGCUUGACAAUUUUAGUCUGACACCUUCAGCCUUUGUGCAUAACUUUUAGGCAAAUCAGUCAGUAAUUAGUUCUUAAUCUUGUCUCAGGAAUAUUCUUAGACCAAUCUCCCACUUCCCUAGGAUUUUUUCAAGAAUAAUAGUGCUAUGCUCACUGCCAACACCUAACCAGCUGACCACCUAAGAGGUGUUCAUAGUAUCCUUAAUGGUCCCAAAGUAGUAUAGCAACUGCCUUGCUUUUUUUUUUUUUUUUUCCUCUUUACCUUUUUUUCCCAAGAAGUGGUUUGAUGUCUUGGCUGAUAACUCUGUGUAUCGACAAAUGUGUUUAUGUUUGGAUUGGACAAAGUGUCCAUUUGUAACAGAAACUCGAGCGUUAAUGUAAAUUUUCAAAUGGUAAAUUCUAAUUUGUAAA
Messenger RNA from Lycium barbarum (goji berry), 1317 nucleotides. Its product is annotated as NAC domain-containing protein 6. The record is from RefSeq and is a predicted model, not a curated record. The transcript has 3 exons. Gene Ontology annotation, biological process: regulation of DNA-templated transcription. Gene Ontology annotation, molecular function: DNA binding. Bases 103 to 957 code for a protein of 284 amino acids. NCBI's taxonomy places the organism in Eukaryota, Viridiplantae, Streptophyta, Magnoliopsida, Solanales, Solanaceae.